Molecule: messenger RNA, 2376 nt
Organism: Varroa destructor (honeybee mite)
Lineage: Eukaryota; Metazoa; Arthropoda; Arachnida; Mesostigmata; Varroidae
Product: putative defense protein 3
Cellular component (GO): membrane
Source: RefSeq, a predicted model, not a curated record
UUUAUUUACAUCCAAUAAGCUAAAUUAUUUAAAUUGAGCGUAGUAGAUUAUUUUUUUCCCAUGGUUUAAAUUAGUACAACACGAAAUAAGAAUCAGCACUGAUGCAGUUUGUUGAUGUUCUGCAUUUUUAAAUAAUUAAUACUGGAUGUCCAAUAGCGCACGAUACAGCUAAGCGCCAAGAGCACAUUACUCGAAAUCUUACCCUGCAAUGAUUUUUCGAAAGAUAAAUGCGGAGUUUUAUGAUGUCGGGCCAACGCCUGGUGGUAAAAAGCCCAAAUUUAAUCCUCGAUCCGGCUUCGCUAGAUGCAAAGCUUCAAAAUACAAUGUUUCGCUCUGUGUUCUUGACCCAUUUAGCUGUUAGAUCAGGAUAAAUGAUGUAGUUUUUUACGAUCAGAAAAUCGUUCUAACAAACCGUUGACUUUCUUGAUUGAAAGAGUAAUUUUUCGUUGUUUUAGUGAGUAAGGAGGCCGCAAACGUAUCCUCAGACACGAACAACAUAUAGGUAUUUUGUAAACACAUAAAACUCACAGAGGCAUACGCUUGCACGACUCGCUUGAGCCUGUAACUUUUUACUGACAUGGCCUACAGGUCUAGGUGGACUGUGAUAGAUGGUCUUAGGUUCUUGGCAGUGUGUCCUCGCCGCAGUGCAAAAAUAGUCGUCCUAUAAAGAAUUUUCCAACUCCUUAUUCAAAUACGCUGCAUACCUUUCCUCUUGCUAUGUUAAUCAGAAAAGAAAAAACAUCAAAUUCAGAACGCUUCAAUGAAAUGUCUAAUACGUCUUCGCCAACCCAAAACGAUUGCCCAAAUUAAACCACUGCAAUGCAGACAAUUUGUUUCGUGCACAAUCCAUCUUUUUCUAUAGCUCUUAUCCUAAACUACGUUGCAUUACGGUGCCAGACGAAUCUCGCACAAGCGGUUUUUACUCGAAGAUGCUCGAAACAAAUAUUAAACAAUUUUUCUAUAUACAUUAUCAGUUCGUCGUAUACGAUGAACAUCGAGAGCUUCGUCUCGUACGUUACGCUGCUCGUAUGUAUGUGAGAAUUGUCAGCAAAUGUGCCAUGUUUUGCCAUAACGGAUAGUGCUUCCUGUCAAGGGCUGGAUUGGUCUGCUCAAUCAUGAAACGUAUUUAUGCCCUCUUUGUCGGGCAAAAUCAUGGCAGCCUCCCUUAUGCCAUAAGUGCUUUAGCUGCAGCGGGCGAAGGAUAGGAAGGUGAACUUUUACUGAGACUAUAUAUAGGCCAUUAAGCGUUGCUGGCAGAGCGUUCUUAAAGAUGUGGAUCGGUUCUAUGUUCUUGGGAAAGACGUUUGCCUGGUCGGCCUUCUUUACUUUAGUGCAUCAUUUCCAAAGCAGCAGAGGCCUGCCCAGUGGGGCUCCGUCAAUUGCGUGCUCAUCGAUGACACCGGUGCACUUCGCAUUUCAACCCCAGCCAUUGGACCAUUGUAAUUUUACCGUUCGGCAGUCGAAGUUACGCUACCGUUCCGGAAAUGACACGGUAACUGUAACGCUGACAGUUCAGAACGAAACUACACGAGAAUAUUUCAGAGGAUACCUUGUUAAGGCGCUCAACCCUCUGACCAAUCACGCGAUCGGACAAUUUCGUGAACAAUUUGACGUACGUCCUCGUCCCACUUGUCACGCUGCAACACACACGAACUCGAACAGCAAAAAUGAAGUUGUUCUCAGCUGGAUUCCAGACGAUGCGGAUGAACAGGCGAACUGGGUAGUAUUCGAGGCUACAUUUGUCGAAACUUUCCGGAAAUUUUUCGUGGGCGUGGAAAGCACCUUCCGUGGGAAGCCAGCGCGGGACGUCAUUCAAAAAGAGAUUGGGAGAAAAUCCCAUCGCAGCGAGACGGAAAGCGAACUAUCCACGAAAAGCAGUGAUAGCGAAGGGAAAAAACAUUCAGAACCGAACGCUAGUGAGCCAAGAGUCAUAGAUCAAUCUGACACGGGCAAAGAAAAACUACAGGAAGAUAGAACUUUUUGGUUUUGAUGAAUAGUUAAAACUGCAUAUAAGGCUCAAAGGCUAAAGCUGCGCGGAGCCUUUCGGUGGAAUCUGUUUGAAUCCGACGGUUGAGGAGAAGCUCGAAUCAACAUCCCAGGUCCAUCGAUAACAGGAAAUAGUAUAUUACCAAUAUGCUGUUACACCAAGACAUAUUUGCGACUUUGUUUUCAGUGUAUCGUCGCCUAUUUUCUCAUUGGCAAGUUUUGUCAUGCCGAGUAGAAGCUCAAAGAUAAUAGGGAAAAUUUGCUCAGUUUGCAAACGAUAUGUAACAUAAAUUAUAGAAUGAUGAGUUUAUAUGGAAAUCUUGGCUUGCGUGUUUCUGUUAUCUUGUAUUGUAAAAAGCAAAGCAUUGCAAUAAACAGAUACGUGUGACA